GAUGUUCAUUGUUCACCAGCUAGUUUCAUCAGCUUCUCUCUCUCUCUCUUUCUCCCUUUGAAUCCAAGGCUCUUUCUUUAGUAUUUUGUUUCACUUCUCUCAAAGCAAAGCUCAAUCCCUUCCCUCUAAUUCCAACACUUCUCCCAUCUUUCUGUGCCCAAAAAACCAUUUUUUUUCUUUUUCUUUCUGUUUAUCUAAUGAGGAAACUUUGUCCAAAUUAUGAUCUUCCAGAUGCGCUGGAUACUGUCCUGGAAGUUCCAAUCCCUGAAGAAAUGUUUGCUUCAAACAAGAGUGGUAACCGGCCAUGGCAGAACAUGAAAUCUUGGAUGAACUUGAAACCAAAUUCCGAAAGGUCGCCAGCUUUGACAGCUCUUUUUGGAGGAAGGAACACCGAGAUUCAGCUCUUGCUUGGAGUCAUUGGAGCUCCUUUAAUCCCUCUUCCUAUCAAGCCUGAUCAUGAUCAUUCCAUCAGCAAAAACAUCAAGGAUCAUCCCAUUGAGGCAUCGAUGGCAAAAUACAUAGUGAAGCAAUACAUAGCAGCAGUUGGUGGAGAGAAGGCUUUGAAUUCAAUAGAUAGUAUGUAUGCAAUAGGGAAGGUGAAAAUGGCAGCAUCAGAGUUCAGUGCAGGGGAAGCCAGUGUGAACAACAAGAUUGUAAAAGUGAAGAAUUUGAGAAAUGGUAGUGGAGAGGUAGGUGGUUUUGUGCUGUGGCAGAAAAGGCCUGAUCUUUGGUGCCUGGAAUUGGUGGUUUCAGGCUGCAAAAUUAGUGCUGGCAGUGAUGGAAAAGUGGCCUGGAGGCAGACGCCAUGGCACCAUUCUCAUGCUUCCAGAGGCCCUCCUAGGCCACUUAGGCGUUUCUUGCAGGGUCUUGAUCCAAGGUCGACAGCAUAUUUGUUCUCCAAUUCGGUUUGUGCUGGUGAAAAGACAAUCAAUGGUGAAGAUUGCUUCAUCCUAAAACUAGAGGCUGAACCUUCAACACUGAAAGCUAGAAGUAGCACCAAUGUAGAGAUAAUUAGGCACGCAGUUUGGGGCUACUUCAGCCAAAGAACAGGCCUCUUAGUCCAACUCGAAGACUCUCAUCUUCUAAAAAUCAAAGCCUCUGGAAAUGACAGUAUUUUUUGGGAAACCACAAUGGAGUCCUGGAUUCAAGACUAUAAAACCAUAGAUGGGAUCAACAUUGCACAUGCUGGCAAAACUUGGGUGUCAUUGUUCAGGUUUGGAGAGAACUCCGAGGGCCAUUCCAGGACUAGAAUGGAAGAGAUUUGGACAAUUGAAGAAGUAGAUUUUAACAUAAAGGGAUUGUCUAUGGAUUGUUUCUUGCCUCCUAGUGACUUGACGAAAGAAGAGGAAGGGUAUGGGAUUGUGCCAAGUAAUGUAAGGUUGCCAUUCAAGCUUAGAUAUGGGUCUAAUAGGGUUAGUGCUUCCAAAAUAGUUGCGAUUCAUGUUGAUGAAUGUGAUGAAUCAUCAGAUGAUGAAGAAUGGUAAAUUUGAUUCCUAUAACUUUGUAAAUACUAACAGUACAAAAUAUGUAUGCAUUUGUAGCUGCAUAUGAUACGCCAAAUUUUGAGUAUUUGAUACUUCAAUUGUUCUUCUACCAUAUUGUAAAAGU
Durio zibethinus is the source of this 1608-nucleotide messenger RNA. RefSeq lists its product as uncharacterized. NCBI's taxonomy places the organism in Eukaryota, Viridiplantae, Streptophyta, Magnoliopsida, Malvales, Malvaceae. The record is from RefSeq and is a predicted model, not a curated record.